AUGCUGGCUGGUAUGACGGCGCCAAUUGGCGCUUACAUGCCAGAAACUGUGUUCGUUCCCAUCAAAGUGCUGCGUCAGUCUGGCCUACAAAUGGCUGAGUGGCAUUCGCAGGCGAUUAGGGAAAGGUUGGACUAA
Protopolystoma xenopodis is the source of this 135-nucleotide messenger RNA. Lineage: Eukaryota; Metazoa; Platyhelminthes; Monogenea; Polystomatidea; Polystomatidae. The record is from the annotation of a GenBank genome assembly.